Syngnathus acus (greater pipefish) is the source of this 4500-nucleotide messenger RNA. It is a transcript of the gene ap4e1, whose product is annotated as adaptor related protein complex 4 subunit epsilon 1. Lineage: Eukaryota; Metazoa; Chordata; Actinopteri; Syngnathiformes; Syngnathidae. Bases 163 to 3558 code for a protein of 1131 amino acids. The record is from RefSeq and is a predicted model, not a curated record. Gene Ontology annotation, biological process: intracellular protein transport; receptor-mediated endocytosis. The transcript has 21 exons. Gene Ontology annotation, molecular function: cargo adaptor activity. Gene Ontology annotation, cellular component: membrane coat; AP-4 adaptor complex.
AAUCACAACAAUGGCUGCCCGCGGUCUUCGCAUUUUGCUUAUGCUUUUCUAAAACAAUUAACUGAGACGAUUCUCCGCCUAUGUGUCACAAAGUGGCGGGGAUGCAUAGGGGACCUGGUCAGCGCGUCGUUUAGAAAGCAAGACAGCUCCUAGCGGGCCAAAAUGAGCGACGUAGUGGAGAAAACCCUGACAGCUUUGCCAAGCUUGCUGUCUUUCGACUCUCAACCGGGGGCUGCCAAACUGUCCUCCACCUCCAAACUUGGAAGCCUCAUCAGAGGAAUCACAGAGCUAACGUCCAAGCAUGAGGAAGAGAAACUGAUUCAACAAGAAUUGACUGCAAUCAAAGCUCAAGCGUCAUCCCCGAACACAUCUAUGAGGCAGAUGAAGGAGCUCAUGGUGCGAGCCAUCUACUGUGAAAUGUUGGGCUAUGAGGCUUCCUUCUGCUACAUUCAUGCCAUCAAGUUGGCUCAACAGGGCACUGCAUUGGAGAAGAGAGUUGGAUACCUUUCUGUAGCCUUGUUUCUGAAUGAAAGUCAUGAGCUUCUCCUCCUCCUUGUAAACACCGUCUUAAAGGAUCUCCAGAGCACAAACCUCAUCGAAGUAUGCAUGGCUCUAACUAUCGUCAGCCAAUUGUUCCCCAAAGAUAUGAUACCUGCAAUCCUCCCGCUAGUGGAAGAGAAACUCACUCACCCCAAAGAAAUCAUUCGACGAAAAGCAGUCCUGGCACUGUACAAAUUUUACCUAAUCGCACCCAAUCAAGUUCAACACAUCCAUAACAAGUUUCGCAGAGCUUUGUGUGACAAGGAUCCCGGUGUUAUGACGGCCUCACUGCACAUCUACUUACAGAUGAUCAAGGAACACCCGGAAGGUUACAAGGACUUGACAGGCAGUUUUGUCACCAUAUUAAAGCAAGUGGUGGGUGGAAAACUGCCAAUGGAUUACAACUAUCAUAGUGUUCCUGCUCCUUGGCUUCAAAUUCAGCUACUCAGGAUUCUGUCCUUACUUGGGAAAGGUGACUCAAGUACAAGUGAGAUUAUAUACGAAGUUCUCGACGAGUCCUUACGAAGAGCUGAAAUGAACCACAACAUCACUUAUGCUAUAUUAUACGAAUGUGUGAAAUGUAUUUACACAAUUCAUCCCAAAAGUGAACUCCUGGAAAAAGCUGCAAAAUGUAUCGGCAACUUUAUUCUGUCGCCAAAGAUUAACCUGAAAUAUAUAGGCUUAAAAGCGCUCACCUACGUGGUUCAGCAGGAUCCUAAACUGGCCUUGCAACAUCAGAUGACCAUCAUUGAAUGCCUGGAUCAUCCUGACCUCAUCAUCAAGCGUGAGACACUGGAGUUGCUCUUUAGGAUCACAAAUGGCAAGAAUGUUACUGUCAUUGUGGAGAAAAUGCUGGGGUUUCUGCGCACCAGUCAAGACGAUUACACGACCAUUGACCUGGUAGGGAAGGUGGCGGAAGUGGCCGAAAAAUAUUCACCUGACAACAAGUGGUUCAUUGACACAAUGACCUCGGUCUUCUCACUGGGUGGAGACUUGAUGCAGCCUGACAUCCCCAACAACUUCCUUAAACUGAUCUCAGAGGGGUGUGAGGGCGGGGAGCAAGACCAGAUGUUGAGGCUUUUGGCAGUGGAUUCCUAUGUGUCUCUGCUCCAGGAAGAGCCUGGGAAGUUGCCUCAGCGCUUUCUCCAGGUCAUCAGCUGGGUCCUUGGCGAAUAUUCUCAUUUGAGAGAAGAUCUGGAACCCGCUACCGUUGUGAGACUACUGGCCAAGCUUUUAGAAUUGAAACAGGCCAGCAGUGAAACGAAGAGCUGGGUCCUCUUGGCAUUGACGAAGCUUCGUGAGAGCGAGGCAGCUAUGUCCAAGCUUCGGGGAGUUUCCGAAACGUAUAGCAGCUCCAUGGACACGGUGCUGAGACAAAGGGCCCAGGAACUGCAGAACCUUCACUUGAAUCCUGAGUUGUGGGCCCGGGUGCUACCUCGAGAUGCCUUCAUGGAGCCUCUGGAGGUCGAUUCAUCGUUAUCGUUUUUGGAUGAAUAUGUGUCCGAAGCGCUGGCUGCUGGCGCUGCUCCUUACAAGUCUCCGCAUCAACGUCAGGAAGAGCUUGCUCAGGCAAAAGCUUUAAGCUUGGAGCCCUACGGCCUGUCUCUGCCUAUCGGAAUGCCCUUGUGCGGUUUAGACGACCGGCAGUCUCCCACCUUGCCCUCAGUGAGCUCCGGUCUGUCGGGUGACAGUACCGACCCCUCACACAAAGCAGGUACCACAACUCUAAAGUUGGAUAAAGUGAAACGGGUGUGGGGAAGAGAGGGCUACCUGGCCCAGAGGGAGUCUGUAGAAGAACCUGCCAAGGUCGAAAUGCCCAGUCCGGUCCAUCCAGCCGGCCAGAUCGAUGAAAUUGGCAUCUUGCAGAACCCAGCGCCAGCCGUGGAUCUAGAAAAACAGCAGCUGGCAUCUUCGCUGUUUGUCGGCCUGGGCUCCCAAUCGUCUUUGUCCUCGAUGGGAAAGUCUGACCUAAAACCCCAGAGGUUGAAGAGAAAGUCUAAAGAUCAGGUCUCGUCCUCAGAGAUCAGCAAGCAGACAUCCGAUUCCAUCAUUUCUACUCCCAGCAGCGUCGAUAACCUGCUGUGUAACAUCCUGCUGGACUCCAACACGGAGCCUGAGCUGUUCUUAACAUCAUCUAAAGAAAUGACUGAAAGUUGUCAAGGCCCCGCCGCUACCAACGGUACCUUCGACGAAGAGGUGACCGAGUGCGACGUGCAGGGACCUGACCCCAGUCUCAGCGAGGACAACGGUCUAAACGCUACUGGAUCUGUUGAGACGGAUGAACCAGCAGGAAUGAAAGACUUGUGUCUCACUUCAUAUCUCCCUGCUGACUGCAUUGGAGUGACGCAUUCCAAAGUCACUCCUCUGUGUUCUAGCCACGGCGUGGAUCUCUCCGCCUGCCAUGUGCUCAAAGACGACGCUUUGGUAUUGCUUGUUUUGAUUUGCAACUCCUCCAACUCUGAUGUGCAACACUUACUUGUGCAGUUGGCUUCAGAUGAUGUUGAGGUGUCUAGUAUCUCCGAAAGUCCAGUUGAAGAGUUGAGGUGCCAUCAGGUGGAAGUGUGUCAGCACUCCGUUACUGCCAAGAGGCCUUCUGUUCAUCUUCAAGUAUCCGGCCAGGUUUCUUUCCACCUGUCUGACGGGACUCCUGAGACAACCCAUUUCUCAUACAAUCUGCCGCUUUCCUCCUUCAUCAGGCCUUUGGCACUGUCCACCGAGGAGUACGGCACAAUGUGGCUUGCCUUCUCGCAUGAUACAAAGCAGAACCUGGCGCUCGUUCCCGACGUCCAGGAUCCUCUGAGAGCGACACUUGAUGUGCUGGAGAGGAAACUUCGUCUUCAUGUGGUGGCCAUCAUAGGAAUAGAAGGAAUUGCAGCUUGCCAAGUCCUCCGUGACCAACCAUGUUUGAUGCACUGUCGGGUGCAUAGCGGCACACUAGCCGUGUGGUUGCGUUCUCCAAUCCCAGACCUGCCCGACUGCCUGCUCUAUCACUGUCAGAGAGCUUUACAGGAACUUUGAGCUACUGAGCUGCAUCAGCUCUGCACCAGAGGAAAGCAGCAUAGAACAAAAAGGGAGUAUUUCAUGGCUGAUAUCGCCAUCACAUCCACCUUAAAGUCACUGGACAAAACAUUCGGUACUCUUUCUUAAUAUACAGAAAUGAGAAUCUUUUAAUUCCAAUAUUUAUGGAGGUAUGGAGCGUCGUACGUACAUCUUCAAUUUGAAUCUUUACAGAUAAAAUUUUUCGAAGAAGAUCUGGAUUAAAAAGAAUUGAACAAUCAGAAUAACAAAAAAAGGAUGAGUCCAUCAAUGCUGAAUACUUGAAAAGGAAAGAAAUCACUUGCUUGUAUUGUUAGCGUUUAUUAAAAAUGCUGGAGUAUUGUUUGCUAGCAGUGCGUCUUAAAAUGUGCUGCAGUUUUUGAAGGAAAAUCCAACACUCAAUUUGUUCAGUGGAGCACAUCACUACUGAAGUUGUGACAAACUGAUUCAAAUGUUAUGUCUUAAAUCUAGUGAUGAUGACUUUGUAUUAUGAGUUUAUUUUCCAUUUGUCAUGUCUUCUUUUAAUCUAUGCACUCACCUUUUGUGGCUUUUAUUUGGGUGAGACGUUGAUGAUAGCAAUUCUUAUAUUUUUGUAUUCAAGCAGUGUUGAAGAAACUUAUUUAUUGCUUUUAUAUGCUCGCUGAAUUUGUUUUUUAGAUUAGUUUAAUUCAUAAUGAAAAGAAACUUUAGUGUUUUGUUCAUUUGCAUCGUGCCAGAUCCAGUCAGCCUUUUUAAUUUAGUACAAACAGAGGGAAAAUAUUAUUUGAUUCUGUUGUUGCUUUUGAAGUGUCCAAAGCAAAACAUAAACCCAAAGCCUUAUGUCUUAAAGCCAAGUUUGAUUUGUGCCUGUGGUGCAGAAGGAAGUGGUAGUUCAGAUUGAUGCAAAUAGACUAACUUUCAAUAAAUUCAUCAUGUCCAACAUGA